AUGAGAAGAUUUUGGACUGAUUAUUUUCUGACGAUUUUCAGUUUCACUUUUAUUGUGGAUUUUGGAGAUUGUGUGCAGUGAGUUUUUUAGGGAAGCUUGGCAUUUCGAGGGAAAAACUUUCAUUGCAAAUUUCAGUUUUCCAAAAAAUUUCAGAAAUAUUUCAUAAUUAUUUUGGAGAAUAAAAUGUGGGAAAAUAUUUGGAAAUAAAAACAGUAACCCGGAUGUGAUAUUUUUAUCAAAUUUUUAGAAUCAGGAUUACUAGUUACAAAUAAAAUUAAUUUUGAAUCCAUCAAUUUUUCCCAAGUGCGGUAUAUCUCUGCGUCUCUAACUUCGUUCCGGUCUCGCACCGACUAAUGAAAGACACCGUACUCCGAAAAACUAAUUAACAAUUUUAAAAAUCAGAAAUCUCCAAAAUUCAAUUCGAAGAAAUUUGUUUUUUUUUUCAAAAUUCAUUUUUUUUUGGAAUUUCAAAUUUUCGUACCAUAUUCACUGAGACAACUUCUAUUUUCGAAUAUUCAAUUCCGACCUGAUUCCAAUCUGAAAAUAACUGUAAAUAUGAAUUCUUGAUCAUUAUGGAAUAUUCGAGAUUCCGAGCCAAAUCCCACGAAAAUCGGCUUUGAGUUUAGAUAUUUAUGUUUUUAAAAAAUAUUAUUUGUCGUCCAUUUUCUUUCGUUUCACUAUACAUUCUUCGCAAAUAAAAAAUAUGAUUUUUAUCUGGAAAAAAUAGUGAUUAUCUUCUUCUUCGUUUUCCUUUCCCAUUUCAUUUUUUCUUUUUUUUCUACAAUUUGUUUUCGAGUUGAUUGGCUCUAUUCAAACCUAAACAAAAUGAAAAAAACGAAAGAAAGACAGAAAAAAAGGAGAAAUGAAAUCGAAAAUGGAGAUAGAGAUAGAUUAAAUUGAUGACUAAACAAAACUAGGUGCGGGUUUUCGAAACAAAACUUAGGAGUGAGAAAAUGAAUUGCCACGUCAUAAGAAAUUUUUUUUUGUAUCGAAAAAUUGAUCCAAAAAUAAAUCUCGAAUUUUAGGCUUCUGAAGCCUUUCAAGCAAAGUCUGCUAGAAUUUUGAACUUGAAAAUUAUAGAGAUCUAGAAGCAACAGUUGGAACCGAUUUCCCAGAAAUUCAAGCAGGAGUAUAUUUUGAGUGAAAACAUCAAGGUUACUGUAGUUGGCGGUUGUGUGUUGUGUGUAAUUUUGUGUCGCGGUGUAUAUGUUCCAUCAAGUGGUUCCCGAGCUUUUAAAACCGUUUGAAUUUAUUUUUUCUGCGAGUUGUGCGAACUGAGUUUAGCUAAACACAUUGAACGGGAACUCGAGAUAUUGAUUGAAUAACUGUUAGAUCACCUCACAUUAUCAGCUGUCUUCAAAAUUUGAUCUAUUUUUUUCGUUCCGUAAUUUCAACAUAAACCUACGCGAAACUUCCGUUUUCUGAUUUUUCAAAAGAAAAAAACGCCAAAUUCGUAUCUCUCUCUUAUUUUUCGUAUCUACAAAAUCCCCUUUUUUCUUCAUUUUCGUCUUCUUUUCAUGACAAGCAGGUACAAUAGAAAUUCGCUAAUCAAAUUUAUGUGGUUUGAAAAAAACGAGGAGAAGAAAAAAGCUUUUGGGUUUCAAAGUUUUUCAAGAAAAUAGUAUCAAGGGUGGGGAAAAUAAAUCGAUGAGGGGAAAAAAAAAGUUCAGGUAUCUCGGAACACAAAAAAUGGGAGAAAUCGGAAAAAAAGAAAAUGAUUCCUUCGGGAAUAUUUCAAGCUUGUUUUCUAAUGAUGGAUUGCGAAAAAAUGAAUGAAAUUCUGAACGUUUUUGUCGUCUUGACAAAAAAACGGGAAAAAUUGGAGAUUAGUAUCUUUUUCAGAAUUUUGAAUAGAAAGUUUGACCGUAAAAUUAAAAAAAACUGAUUUUAGAAGUGCAAUUUCAUUUGUUCUCUAAAUUGUUAUUUUACCAAUACCUUUUCCAAAAAUCCGAAGUUCACAAAUUCGAAUAUAAUUUAUUGAUCUGAACUUUUCACAUGAUAUUUUCAUAUGUUCACUUAUUAUUGUGAUUCUCUCGAAAAGCAUCUGGUAAUGUUCAAAAUAAUUUGUUCUUCAUCUUCUUCCUUCCUUCCGAUUCUUCUAAUUAUUUCGAAUUGUUUUCUUUUUUUCCGGAAUGAGAAAGUAUGAAAAAAUGAAGAGAAGCAGAGAAAAGUGCUUUUGAAUAAACAAUAAAUUGUUUAUAAAUUUCGAAGAAAAAAGUUGGGGAAAAAGGAUUACAUUACACGAAACAAUUAAAUUCAAGACAAGACUGUGGGAAAAAAGGAAAUGUGUGAAAUAAUUCAAACCAUUAUUUUUCAGAUGUUAUAAUUGUGCUUCUUCGGAAUAUGAAUCAUUUAUCAGUCGAGAUGUUAGUUUGAUGCAUAAAAUCAGGUGAGAUUUUUUUUAUUUAUUGAAAGAGUGCAUUUGAUGAGAAGAUUAGUGUAUUCGAACUCAUAAAAAUGUAGUACGAGAAAAAUGAAAAAAGAAAAAUACAUUAAUUUCGGAUUAGAUGACAAUUGGAUUAAUGACACGACAAACGGAUUUAUUUCAGAAUUAGAAAGUUCGAUCGAUUUUGUGAUGUUGAAGAUAGUAUAAUACAAGUUGCUCCAGUUGAAAAUUGUAGAUCAACUUGUGUCACAAUUUUUGAGCCACAAUAUUUUGGAGGAUUACAAUCACCGCAUCGACCAUUUCUUUAUAUGCGAGGAUGUGCUGAACAUGUUUUUUCGGUUAUGGAAAGACAACCUGCUGAGGUAUUUUUUGAAUUAAUUGAAAUUUUCAAAAAUAUUGAGAAGUAACUUGAAAUAAUACACAAAAAUUCACACAAAGUUUUUUUUUGAUCAUUCAAAUAUUAUGAAUAUUGUUUUUGUAUGAGGAUUACUGUUUCUUUAAAUUCGAAUCAAAAAUUCAGUCAUUAUUUUAGAGUUUCGUAAUUUUAGGGUAACUAAAGUAACUUUAGUUUCAAAAAUCGCAAGUUAUGUUUAAAAUUAAAACCAUUGUUCAAAUUUUUAAUAUUUAUUUUCAGAAUCAGCAAUCUUUUCAAAUUCUAUAAUUUCUAGGUUCAUGUUCUUCUUCGUUCUCCAAUUUGUGUCAAACUUCCAUUAUCUCAAAUCUAUCCUUCAGUUCAAGCAAAUGAAGUUGUCGAAGUUUGUUCUUGUGACAAAGAUGGAUGUAAUCUACAAACAACAAAUUCCUCAUUUUCAACUUUUCCAAUCAUUCUUUUUCUUCUCAUUGUGAUACAAUAUUCUUUCUAG
Molecule: messenger RNA, 3249 nt
Organism: Caenorhabditis angaria
Lineage: Eukaryota; Metazoa; Nematoda; Chromadorea; Rhabditida; Rhabditidae
Source: the annotation of a GenBank genome assembly